UACGAGAGAGGGAGAACAAAAUUUGCUUAUUUCGAAAUUUAAAAGAAACCCUUGUGCAAAACCUGAAACUGUUAGAUUAUGGUAAUCCACCUCCUCUAUUAUAUAGGAGCACUUGUGUUUGAUAAAAAAUCUUUCCGACGAAUAUAUCAUCUGUCAAAAUUAUUCUCAAAACCUAACAGUCCCACUGCCAUCUUCAUCUUCUUCUCCUUCUACAAUGGAAAACGAACUUCCGAUUAGCAGACGUUUCUUCAAAGUCAUGGUGCCCGGUUUCCAUGCAAAACUUACAAUUCCACCAGCUUUUUGUCUGAAGCUAAAAGGGGAAAAAUCAGAAAAAGGGACUUUAAAACAUGGAAAGGGUACAUGGAAUGUAGGAAUUGGUCGAUCGAAGAAUGGCGUUAUGUGGUUUGAUAAGGGUUGGGAACAAUUUGUGCAAAAUUAUAACCUAAAAAUUGGAGACUUUGCUGUGUUUGAGCACUUGGGUAAUAUGAAUUUCAGUGUUAGCCUUCUUGAUUCUACUGGUUGUGACAAAAAGUUUUUGAUGUUGGAAGAUGGUAAACAACAAGUACCUUCCCAAGUGAAAUCUCCAGAGUGCAGAAUAGAGAAAAGGAAACCCGAGGGAGAUGUACUGAUCCACCAAUACGUGAAAGGAAGUUCUGAGUUUACGGCAAGAAUAAAAGAAUAUAACGUCAGAAAACGUUCUCCUUAUUUGCAUAUACCCACGGAAUUUUGUCAUUCAAAUGCACUCCUUCAGAAUACAACCAUAACAUUAACAGGUCCAUCGGGUAUAUCAUGUCCUGUGAGUCUAAGAAUUUGCCCUGGUGGGAAGACUUUAUAUGUCAUUAUGACAACAGGCUGGCGUGACUUCUUUUCAAGCAACAAGCUAAAAGUAGGAGAUGUUUGCAUCUUCCAAAUUGAUCGCACAAAUAGCGACUCAAAAUCCAUUACAAUGAAUGUUCGUGUCAUGUAGGUUGUGGAGUUUUCAUUUAUCUUUAUACUUUUGGUGUUUUUAAGAGUUAGUGGUGCCUUGUAUAUUUCCUGAGCGGAUGGUCUAUUGGAAACAACCUCCCUAUCCUCACAAGGUAGGGGUAAGGUUUGCAUAUACACUAACCUCCCCAAACCGCACGGUGUGGGAUAAUACUGGGUAUGUUGUUGUUGUUGGUGCCUUGUAUACUUAUUUCAUCAGGUAAAGGUUCAUUUUAUUUAUAUAAUUGGCUGAUCAGCAAUGAGUUGUAUUACUAGCUGCUGCAGAGAAACUAGGCACAGCACAUGUUAUCCCUAGUGAAAAAAUGACCAUGAAUGCUGCAAUGUCACUGAGAUUUCCCAAGAAGCAGCUCUUCAGAGAGAUGAAAGCUCUAUUUUGUGGAGAGAAUAUACUAGCUCUUGCUACCGAAAUCUGGCAGUAAAGAAAUGCUUGAGGUUUUGCCGUCUUCAUAGUAGUAUUUUGGCUACAGCCUGUGAGUUAUGAUAUACUCAUUUGGCCUAGUACAUUUGUUUAAAAGGGUGUAUCCCCAGAUUAUUUUGUGGUAUUUAGAAACAUAAUGAAUAUCGUGGGCGUUCUGCCUAAGCAUAUCAACGGUAUUUUUCAUA
Molecule: messenger RNA, 1587 nt
Organism: Nicotiana tabacum (common tobacco)
Lineage: Eukaryota; Viridiplantae; Streptophyta; Magnoliopsida; Solanales; Solanaceae
Product: B3 domain-containing protein Os01g0723500-like
Molecular function (GO): DNA binding
Source: RefSeq, a predicted model, not a curated record